AUGAAGCCGUCGCGACACCCAAAAAAGCGGAUGGUCUCCUCGAUGCCCGCCGCACACUAUUCCCUCUACGCAUGGGCAUCAAGGAUGAAGGUUCGGGGUACGGUGUUCGGGCUGUUGUGCAUCUUCUGCCUGUCGACGCUCUCGCUGCUCCUCGUCUGGUCACUCGCCCCCACCGCGCAUCGAGGCGUCAAACCCUCCAGAUUCCCCCGCCAUCUCGAGGAGUUGAAGGUGGUCGCCGAGUUUCUGAAGGACUACAGAGAUGAGCACUACAUCUACACAUUGUUCAUGUUCUCGCUGGCCUACCUCUACAAGCAGACAUUCGCCAUCCCCGGAUCGUUCUUUAUGAAUCUGCUAGCGGGUGCGUUAUUCGGUCGUUGGCUCGGCGGAGUGCUCGUGUGUCCCUUGACGUCGAUGGGCGCCUCUUUUUGCUAUCUUCUCAGCUGGACGUUCGCCGCGCCGCUGCUCGAGAAAUACUUCGUGGAGACGAUCCGGCGCUUCAAGAUGAAGGUUGAAGAGAACGAGCACCGGCUGCUGUGGUUUCUCCUCGGCGCCCGCAUCUUCCCCUUCACCCCGCAUUGGUUGGUGAACAUCUCCUCCCCAUUCCUCGGCGUGCCACUGCCCACCUUCUCGCUCUCCGUACUGCUCGGCGUCGCCCCCUACAACUUUCUGUGCGUGCGCGCCGGCGGGAUAUUGGCCGACCUCAAAUCGGCAUCCGACGUGCUCGACGCGAAGACGUUGUGCGAGUUGUUGCUGAUCGCUCUGGUCGUGUUGGGCAUCGGGAUGAAGGCGAAGAAGAGAACACCUCCAAUCGAUGCCGAUGGACAACAACAGGAGCCCCUCGUCACCACCACCCAUCCACACGCA
Mesorhabditis spiculigera is the source of this 864-nucleotide messenger RNA. The record is from the annotation of a GenBank genome assembly. NCBI's taxonomy places the organism in Eukaryota, Metazoa, Nematoda, Chromadorea, Rhabditida, Rhabditidae.